Molecule: messenger RNA, 3128 nt
Organism: Labeo rohita (rohu)
Lineage: Eukaryota; Metazoa; Chordata; Actinopteri; Cypriniformes; Cyprinidae
Gene: pgap4
Product: post-GPI attachment to proteins GalNAc transferase 4
Exons: 2
Coding region: 1129-2319 (396 amino acids)
Biological process (GO): GPI anchor biosynthetic process
Cellular component (GO): Golgi membrane
Molecular function (GO): glycosyltransferase activity
Source: RefSeq, a predicted model, not a curated record
AAGUGUUAAAGUACGAAAACCGCGGACUUGGCAACACCGCUUCUACCACGAAUCUACCAAAAAUCUCUUUUGCACAUUUUAACCCUGGACCACAAAACAGUCAUAAGUAUUUGUAGCAAUACCCAACGAUACAUUGAACGAGUCAAAAUGAUCUAUUUUUCUUUUAUGCCAAAAAUCAUUACGAUAUUUAAAUACAAAAAUAUCCAUUUAUUAAGAUACUUUGUAAAUUUCCUAUUCUAAAUAUAUCAAAACUUAUUUUUUUAUUAGUAAUAUGCAUUUUUAAGAACUUAAUUUGGACAACUUCAAAGGUGAUUUUCUUAGUAUUUUGAUUUUUUUGCACCCUCACAUUCCAGACUUUCCAAAUAUUGUUAUGUUUAUCCUAACAGGCCAUAAAUCAAUGGAAAUCUUAUUUAUUCAGUUUUAAGGUGAUUUAUAAUCUCACUUGACUCUUUUUGUUGACUGUUUUUGUGGUUCAGGGACACAUCUUGUCCUGCGCAUCGGACGGCAAUCCACAUUUUACCUCACACUGCCAUCUAGUGUCUAAUGUGAUAAUUACAUCACGUUAUUCAAAUCAUCACGUGGUUUCUGUGACUUAACUCAGCGCUGAAUAUUAAGCACCAAUCACAGCUGUGUGUGAGCUGUCCGACGAUAUUUUAAAUACCUCUGUCUCCUAUGAGACAAAAACGUUUUAAAAUUUAAAUGCGAAUCAUUGAUUCAGGUUUAUAAGUGCUUUUACCUGGAUACACUUAAUCUUCUACCCCGUAAGAAGCGGUUAAGUGCUUCCCCGCGAAUGAAAUGCGCAUUUGUUCCGUGUGUUACGGUAAUACGGAAACGCCGUAACUGUUGAUGUUAGGAACCAAUUUGGGUAAAGAGGUCAUGAAGCGUGAUGUUUGACGUGUUCAGUUUCGGGCUCUGUCUUCUAGACGUUGGGUGCUGAACAUUCUGGUGGAUAAGGAAAUACAGAUGGAGGUAUAAGGAAAUAUCUCGAAAAGGCUUUCGAAAGUUCAUAAGCUCAUGUGACACGAUUUUUACUGCACGUCGGCUCAGAUCUGUGUGACAUAUCCACCACCUCAGCACUGUAUUGAACUGCCACAGAAGAAAUUGCGAUCUCAGUUUCAACAUACGCAGAUGCCUCGAUGGAGGACUUGUACCAGCAAGCACUUUCAUUGGACAAGCCCAGUAGCUCAAGGGCUGCUUUUGUGCAUUUUAACCUUUGGAGUGAUACUGCCUAUAUGUUGUCAUCGUCUACUUUACUCAUAUUAUUUUUUAAAGACUGUUUAUCUUGAUUCGCUAAGUGAUGCGGCGCUACAAGAAAGCUACGACAGAGGACAGGAGGCACUGCGAUUCUGGGAAGCAGCAGCUUCUACUAAAAGCCUAAAGGACCCGCUGGAAACGAUUGCCAAGAAACCAGAUCUCCUGGUCACCAUCGUAACAACCAGGAGAGGAGAGGGGAGGGACUAUCACUACUUGUUGCAAGUGGCACAACAGCUCAAAACGCUCCUCAAAACGUGUGGCGAUAAACCGUGUGCUGAGGUAAUGCUCUGUGACGUCGAAACCGGUCCUGCUUUAAAUGAGGAUGCUUUGCUUCUGGAAAAGCAGUUUUUGGUUGUUAGACGUUCUCCAGAUGAGAGGUGGCAGAGCAGAGACGUGGCUAACAUCUUCGAGAAGGAGAAAAGAGAUUAUGUUUUCUGUCUGCGCAAAGGAUGGGACCUGAUGAGGCCGAAAAACGUUGUUGUGCUUGAGGAUGAUGCACUUCCGUUGACCGAUUUCUUUCCAACAGUUAAAGACUUGCUCUCAAGGAGAUUUGCACUUAAUACGUUAUACAUAAAGCUCUACCAUCCAGAACGUCUGCAGAGAUAUUGGAAUCCAGAGCCUUAUCGCAUUCUAGAAUGGAUUGGUCUCGGCCUCUUUGGAGCUACAAUCCUCCUCCUGUUUUUAUCUCACCAUACACCUCUUUCUUUCACCAUAUCAGUUCCUCAUUUUCUCUUUCUAGCUCUUUACAUAAUGGCCGUGGCUGAGCUGGCGGGGAGGCAUUAUCUCCUAGAAAUCAGACGGCUUUCACCUCAGCUUUACGCUGUGUGUCCUGCCACCGAAUGCUGUACCCCUGCUAUGCUCUAUCCAGGUAACGCCUCCAUUCGAGUCGCCAAAUACCUGGACCAGGCCGUCUGCGCUCAGGGAAAUGCUAAAGACAUGGUGCUGUACAAGAUAGCCAGAUCGAGGCCAGGUGAGAAGGCACACAGCGUUGAACCCAAUCUCAUCAAGCAUAUCGGAGCCUACUCCUCCGUCAGGACGAACCGUGUUCCACCAAGGUUAAUUUGACAUCAGAUUGUUCUCAUAGAACAGUUAAAUAUUAAACACCUUUCACAUUUUAAACAAUUGGAUUAGAGCCCAAAAAGUCUCUACGCUCACACUAAUUCAUUUAGAUAUAUAAAUAUAACAAAAAUACAACCUAGAGAAGUUUUAUAUAUGUGCACAUUUGCUUAAGACACAGAUUUGCUUUAAGAAUGUGGGUAUUUUUAUACACAUGUAUACACUUUUUGACUAAAGAAUUGGACGUUUAAAUUUUGUAGCGUUUACAAUUUUAUAUAUUUGAGAUUGAUUGAUAUCAUUAUUGUUUUUACCAUUACGUGCAUCUGCUGGAAUUAUAAUCAUCUUUCAUUAGUGAAUUUCCUGGUUUCUUUUAUAUUCCAUACCAGGAAUAUAAUUAUUUUACAUUUCAUGGCUGAAACAUUCUGUUUGAAGAAAUUACAGCUGGUUGUUUGCCAAAAAAAUGUAGUUUUAAAUCUAGUUUUAAAUUGUUUUCUGUUAACUUUGUUUGACACAUUGUCAACUUGAUUGUCGAUGUUAUUGUCUUUUAAAAAAGUGUUGUUAUCAACAUUUGUCAGAAGGGAAUUAAUAGAGUUAUUAAAAUUGCUUUAUGCCACGUUACACACUCAAAACACUUUAAAAUUACCACUUUAAAAAACUACUCUAAUCACAUGCAUGUAACAAUCAUGUAACUUGACUAGUUCGAUAUUGAUUUACUGAUUUUUUUUUUUGGAAAAAAGGAUUAUUUGCAUAAACUUGUAUGGAUCUCAAUCUGUGGCGUUUAAAGAAAUCACUUUUGGUAAAAAAAAAAUAAAUCUUAU